Messenger RNA from Darwinula stevensoni, 1104 nucleotides. The record is from the annotation of a GenBank genome assembly. NCBI's taxonomy places the organism in Eukaryota, Metazoa, Arthropoda, Ostracoda, Podocopida, Darwinulidae.
AUGGCCUCAACAAGAGAGCACAGUUCCCUAGGAUCUCACAGUGAGAGGGAUGCAUUGAAGUGCGGUCGCUUUCCAGGCUCCUCAUUCCUUUUCUGGAGCGAGCAGCCCAAUGGCAGGAUUCCGGCCCACACGAUUGGCGAGAAUUGCAAGACGCCAGAGCCCAACGUUCGACCAGGGAAAUGUAUCAACAUCAAAGAUUGUACAGAACUCCUCUCUCUCCUCAGAGGAGCGAAUAGGAAUGUCGCUUACGUGAGGCGGUCCGUCUGUUCCAUAACGGGCAAUGGGGAACCCUGUGUCUGCUGCCCAGUGGAGAAACCCCCUCCUCCCACCAUCGAAGAAGCUAUAGAUAAUAAGGAGCUAUUCCCAGAUCCUCGCAAGUAUGAAUGCGGGAUUGAGAUCAACGAUAGAAUUGUGAACGGGGAAAAUGCUCCCCUUGGAGCGUGGCCCUGGAUGGCUCUGCUUUUCUUUCAAAUUCCUGGGGUAGGAGUGAAGCCAAUUUGUGGUGGAGCGGUGAUCAACAAACGAUACGUGAUCACGGCUGCCCACUGCUUCAGCUCCGAAUUCAUGGGCGACAGCAAACUCGCAUUUGUGAGAUUGGGAGAGCACAAACUAUCGACUAAUCCAGAUUGCAACGGGCCGAAUGAACAAAGGUGUCAACCGCUAGUCAUCGAUGCGGAUGUAGAAGAGAUCAUCUACCAUCCCAAUUUCUAUCAGAACACCACCAUAGGAGCUAGGUUUGACAUCGCCCUCAUCCGACUCGCCAAUGACAUCGAUUUCAAAACAGUCAGGCCAAAUUAUGGGAGUGACGUCUUGCAACAGCUGAAGGUACCGAUCAUCCCGUUGGCAAUAUGUUCCGCCGUUCCCGCCUACAAGACGGUGAAAUUGAAUGAGGAACAUAUCUGUGCUGGAGGAAAGGCUGAGACAUGCCAUGGGGACAGUGGGGGGCCGUUGGUGUUCUUGAGACCUCUGGGCGGACAUGCUCAAUAUUUUCUCAUCGGUGUUGUCUCGUUUGGUUCUCCACUUUGUGGGGAAAUUAUUGCUCCUGGUGUCUACACUCGCAUCACUCAUUAUCUCGACUGGAUCCUCGAACACGUCCAUGAAUGA